AUGACGUUCAAAGUGCCAUCAAUGUUAUGGGGCCUGAUGUUAUGGGACUUCCCAUACACGUGUCAACCUUGUCUGCAGUAGCUAGCACCAACAACCAUGGCCAAUGAAGGAGGUCGGAUCCUUUUCAUUCGUGAGCUCGAAAUCGUCAAGAUCGUGCCUACCAAAGAGUCAAGGUUUCGCUUGAAAAUCACUGCUGGCGACAAGAAGCAAAAAACAGAAGUAAUAAAGAUCGAUGGGGUUGUAUAUGCACCCAUCUCAUCUUGGUGGAUGUCUCACAAUUUCACAAGCGACCUCGACUCGCAAGCCGUGGUUUUAUGGGAGCUUUACGGUCGUCGGUGGAUGAACCCGCAUUUCGAGGUCCUUGGCAGCGUCGAGAAAACACUUGGAGAAUUGUUUGAAGGGAGUACUAGUACGAGCGCUGAUAUACAUCUAUACAACGGAUCUUCCGAGGUCGCAGUCCUCAAAAUAUCUUGCAAGUUGGGCGGUGCCAAGGGUGUCAUGAUCGAUGUCAUCCCGAACAUCGAGAAACCCUCAGAAGGCUCUAAGCUUCUGGAUGGAAACGACACCCUGGACACGGUGCUUAAUGCUGUGAAGCAGAUGAUCGAUGUUCUCGCAGAUCCUCUUCCCAAGGUGCACCCCGCGGCUACCAUCGCUUGGGGAUUUCUGUCUAUUGGAUUCAAGAUCUUAAAGAAGCAGCACGACACGAAUCAAGCUAUACAUGAUCUUUACACAGACAUGAUAUCAGCAUAUGACGCGUUCAGCAAGGAUGAGAUCUUAGAGCGGCGUGUUCGGUUACAGGGAAUUUAUAAUUCCUUGUUCAAGCAGACCAUCGAGUGCGCCAUUUUCAUUGAAGGCUAUACAAAGGAGAGCGGGAUAAAGCAUCUCUUCGAGAUAGAUAUAUCGGGCCAAGCCGAAAUUUUUCGUCAGGCUUUCGUCAAUCUGAAGAACCACUUGAACAUGGGAUUUGCAAAGGAAGCAGUCAUUGUUACUCUCGGUGUCCAGAAAAGUGUGGAUGUUCUGGUCAUGAGAGAUCGGCUACGAGAUCUCCAUCCGCCUCAAGAGCUAGGCCCAAAAUCGUGGUGUAAGCAAGGAACGCGUGUUGCGACAAUCAACAUGAUGGUGUCGUGGAUUGCCCAGCGUGACGGCAAGACAAUGUGGUGCAAAGGAUUGGCGGGGACGGGGAAGAGUUCCCUGAUGGGAACUCUCCACGAGUUACUCACAACGAAUUUCGGAGGUCGCAGUCGGCUUGCAGCAUUCAUUCGCUACGACCGUAUCGAAUAUCCAAAGGCUAGCAAGUUAAUCGCCAGUAUCGCAUAUGCCUUGGGAAUGUUUGACGACCGUAUCGGGAUGGCCAUCUCCCUAGUUGUCCAGACAUUGCCAUCAGUCUUUCUACUCCGUAAUCCACUUGAAUCCGUUCCUGAUCUUGGUGAUGGAGGACCUCUGGUUGUCAUCAUUGAUGGAUUGGAUGAGUGCGACGCGUCUGAUGAUAUGCUGGCCAUCCUCGCUGAGGGAUUCGGUCCAAAACUUUCCUUUAUGCGCCUCAUUCUUUCCAGCCGACCGGUUCAUCGCGUAGUUACGGCGUUCGAGGGACGAGACUGCAUAUAUCCACUCUAUUUGGAUACCUCCUCGAAGAGUAUAAACCGUGAUAUCCAGUUCUAUUUGAAGCGAGAGUUUGCAACCAUACGUGACAAUGCAUUCCUGAAGAAGUGUAAAGAGCUAGAUGCUGUCAAUGAACUGACAGCACGGGCGAGUGGUUUAUUCAUUUGGGCAGCGACUGUUGCGAAAUUUGUCCAUGAAUUUCCGGGGAUAUCGAGGCUGCAGGUUCUCCUAGACACGAAAACCCCUAAUGACGCCACUGAGGCCCUAAUAACCUUAUACCGCACCUCUCUGGAUACUCUCGUGUCUGAACCAGGUACCAAUGCAGAUAUUAAGAAGUAUGUGCGAGGUGUUCUAGGUGCUGUGUUGGUGACCCAGACACCUCCAGGGAUGACAGAGGAUGUCCUUGAUAACAUUGUCCUACUAGGCGAAGGCAGCCCUCCUUCGCGUCACAUCGUGUCUAUGUUAGGAAGUGUACUUAGCCCUGAAACUGAGGACUCACCGAUCCGACUUAUACACAAAUCCCUCGAUGAUUUCUUGCAGGAUCGGAGUCGAUGUGGGGAUGAAUGGUUCGUCGAUGUCACUCUGCACCGCAAGGCAAUAUAUGAUCAGUGUCAGGUUGCAUCGAAAUCAUUUCUGAAGACAUGGUCUCCCAAAAGUAGUAGGGAUAUCGGAGCCGUACCGUCGUAUAUAUCCAAAUAUGCAGUGUUUGGAGUGUUCUGGUAUUCCGCUUUCAGCGAGAGUAACAUAGAACUAUUCACUUCCUUUUUCCGCCACUACUUUCUUCCAUGGUUGGACAUUGUUGUCACAGAUGACGAUGUUCUCCAUUUUGAAAUCAUGGACAUGAUCUGUCGACAACAUGGGCUAACACGCAUACCAUUCGAAGUCGAUAUCCGUGAUUCGGACACUAUCCACCGUGUUCUUCGAAGUUCCGCUGAGUUUUACUGUCACCUUCACCAUUCUAGCAAAGAGAGCCCCCUCACCGGAAAGGUCACACUCGAGUGUAUGAAACUCAAAAGGACAGGCGGCUCCUUGGAGUCUACCGGCGAUAACCUGAACAUCGAAGAUGUGAUUUUCGUUGAUGCCGAUCUGCGGACGGAAUAUGGAUUCAAAUUUACCAAUACUACAUUGGUGCCUCUUUAUGUUUCGAUGUUCCUUUUUGAUGUCAGUGAUUUGUGCAUUCAAGCACUCUAUCAAUCGGAUGCCCCCCUCCCCCCUGAAGAAUCAUUGUCCAUCGGGUACGGCUCCAAGGACUGGGAACGUUCAUGGUGCUUCAGCGUAAUAGAGGGACAAGAUGUCGAUGUUGGCUUCUUAAAGCUUUUCUUCUCGAUAGAGUAUCUAGACUGGUCGGCCAUCAUCCAAGAGUCACCCUUUGAAGGCCAUCGCCAGAGUGCUCCACCUCCGAUGAGGAAGAUACCUUCCCUAUGUCAUACAAUGUGUAUUCCAAUUGUUCAAAAAUGGGUAGUGGGUGCCUCGCGAGACUCCGGAGGCAGGUUACAUUUGCCAAGGCCGCUAGUAUGA
This is a messenger RNA of Desarmillaria tabescens, 3117 nucleotides long. RefSeq lists its product as uncharacterized. The coding region runs from base 97 to 3117 and encodes 1006 amino acids. The record is from RefSeq and is a predicted model, not a curated record. NCBI's taxonomy places the organism in Eukaryota, Fungi, Basidiomycota, Agaricomycetes, Agaricales, Physalacriaceae. The transcript is spliced from 11 exons.